AUGCCCAGCCCCUAUGAUUCACCUCCGCCGUCAGUAAAAGUGUCAGUCCCCUCGGCUUCUGAAGCUCCCCAUCAGCUCAUCACGGACUCAGUGGCCAUGUCCAUGGACCUGGUUCACAAAUCUCAGCCCAAGGGCGGCAGCAUUCAUUGGAGGCUACAUUCGGAAGAGCCUAGAGGCGUGAAAUUGUACGAAGCUAGCCACUUUACCUACGCGACGCCAGGGAUGUACACGUACAUGGCCAGCGUCGAUGUGGUUGGAACUUUAGCUGACGUGACCAGUGUGGGGCUGGACCAACACCAAUCGUUCGGGCUUUCCAUCCACAACUCGACUACCCUUCGAAAGGUCGUGCCCGCGCACUACCAAAGCAGCAUCGCGUCCUUGCAGUUGACAUGGUGCGACUACAAACCCCUUACUGUUGGCCUUUCCAAUGCCAAAUACGACUCAACUAUGCUUCAGUCGACCCAACGGUUUGCAAAACACGGACGCCACGGCAUGGUCAUGGCCUACAAAUCGUACGCAGUGCCGAAGUGGCAGCAACCGCCACAGGGCUGUCAACGGGUGCUUAACCACGGCUCUGGUGUCGUGUGCACUGAAUCCAUCGACCAGCCUGGCUUGGUGACCGUACGUUUUAUCGUGCACAUCCAGUUACCGCAAACCAGUUCCAAGUUGGCGUCAAAGCACCGCCAUUGGGCGUAUUUGCGACGGGUCCUUCGAUGGUGUCUUGGACUGUCUAGCAUCGAUAAACGGCUUCGAAAGCAUCGGCUGGAGCAGCGAGCGCCGCUGCCUGCCGUACAGCUGGUACCAAAAGCCAGUCGAAGCCAUUGUUUUCUGUGCCGCCACGCGUUUGGGUGGCUCCGCCAUCGAAAGACGAACUGUUGGGGGUGUGGGGAAGUAGUGUGCUCGUCCUGUUCACUCCCGUGGCAUCAGGGGACAGAACAUCGACGCAUGUGCUCGACGUGUUCUGGUGGUACUGGAUUCAGAAUCACAGACAGUGACGACGUCGGGGGCGAGGCGUUUGCAGUGUACUUUGAAACGAAAACCGACUUUGACAGCAGCAGCUUUACGACAAAUGAAUCCAACGCUCCAGUUAACUUCUACAGCCCCGACCUGGCACAAAUUCUGUUUCCGUCGCCGGCAUCCCCCGGACAAGAACCACAACGGCACACUCGCAUCACGUUGAUCGACGAAGAUUUGGCCGAUGAACUGUACGGGCUGCACUUUCAACCGACGCCAGUGUGCAUAUUCGGAUAA
Aphanomyces astaci is the source of this 1251-nucleotide messenger RNA. RefSeq lists its product as hypothetical. Gene Ontology annotation, molecular function: metal ion binding. The record is from RefSeq and is a predicted model, not a curated record. Lineage: Eukaryota; Oomycota; Saprolegniomycetes; Saprolegniales; Verrucalvaceae. The coding region runs from base 1 to 1251 and encodes 416 amino acids. The transcript has 3 exons.